Homo sapiens (human) is the source of this 5001-nucleotide messenger RNA. It is a transcript of the gene HAPLN1, whose product is annotated as hyaluronan and proteoglycan link protein 1. Bases 249 to 1310 code for a protein of 353 amino acids. Gene Ontology annotation, biological process: cell adhesion. The transcript has 5 exons. Gene Ontology annotation, molecular function: hyaluronic acid binding. The record is from RefSeq and is a predicted model, not a curated record. Gene Ontology annotation, cellular component: extracellular matrix; synapse; gel phase of interstitial matrix. Lineage: Eukaryota; Metazoa; Chordata; Mammalia; Primates; Hominidae.
UUUGCCUAAUUGCCCUGGGAGGCUGGCAGGGACGUUCCCUGCAGCCGUGGAUCCGCUGACUGCAGAGACCCUACCUGGCACUCUAAGUUGGUGCGUCAGCAUUUUAGGUUGAAAUGAAUGAAAAAUCAAUCAGGAUGACUGCAGUGGUAGCGUGCACAACUCUAACCUAGUUUGUUCAUAAUUUUCAACUAUUCACCGUAGACCCAAGCAGUAUGUAAGAUGUGAAGAAGAUUCUUUGGGCUAUAAAGAUGAAGAGUCUACUUCUUCUGGUGCUGAUUUCAAUCUGCUGGGCUGAUCAUCUUUCAGACAACUAUACUCUGGAUCAUGACAGAGCUAUUCACAUCCAAGAAAAUGGCCCCCAUCUACUUGUGGAAGCAGAGCAAGCCAAGGUGUUUUCACACAGAGGUGGCAAUGUUACACUGCCAUGUAAAUUUUAUCGAGACCCUACAGCAUUUGGCUCAGGAAUCCAUAAAAUCCGAAUUAAGUGGACCAAGCUAACUUCGGAUUACCUCAAGGAAGUGGAUGUUUUUGUUUCCAUGGGAUACCACAAAAAAACCUAUGGAGGCUACCAGGGUAGAGUGUUUCUGAAGGGAGGCAGUGAUAGUGAUGCUUCUCUGGUCAUCACAGACCUCACUCUGGAAGAUUAUGGGAGAUAUAAGUGUGAGGUGAUUGAAGGAUUAGAAGAUGAUACUGUUGUGGUAGCACUGGACUUACAAGGUGUGGUAUUCCCUUACUUUCCACGACUGGGGCGCUACAAUCUCAAUUUUCACGAGGCGCAGCAGGCGUGUCUGGACCAGGAUGCUGUGAUCGCCUCCUUCGACCAGCUGUACGACGCCUGGCGGGGCGGGCUGGACUGGUGCAAUGCCGGCUGGCUCAGUGAUGGCUCUGUGCAAUAUCCCAUCACAAAGCCCAGAGAGCCCUGUGGGGGGCAGAACACAGUGCCCGGAGUCAGGAACUACGGAUUUUGGGAUAAAGAUAAAAGCAGAUAUGAUGUUUUCUGUUUUACAUCCAAUUUCAAUGGCCGUUUUUACUAUCUGAUCCACCCCACCAAACUGACCUAUGAUGAAGCGGUGCAAGCUUGUCUCAAUGAUGGUGCUCAGAUUGCAAAAGUGGGCCAGAUAUUUGCUGCCUGGAAAAUUCUCGGAUAUGACCGCUGUGAUGCGGGCUGGUUGGCGGAUGGCAGCGUCCGCUACCCCAUCUCUAGGCCAAGAAGGCGCUGCAGUCCUACUGAGGCUGCAGUGCGCUUCGUGGGUUUCCCAGAUAAAAAGCAUAAGCUGUAUGGUGUCUACUGCUUCAGAGCAUACAACUGAAUGUGCCCUUAGAGCGCAUCAGUUUUAAAGUCAUUAAGAACAUGUGAAAGGUGUUUUUUUUUUCCAAUAUGAACUCAUGCAAGUUACCAAAACUGUGAUAACCCUUUUUUACUUACUGUAAAGAGUCAUUUUCAUAAAGAUCAAUUCAUUGAUUUGUUUUUUGUAAAGCUAUCAUUCAAUAUAUAUUAUAAAUUAAUAUAAAUUUAAGGGAAGCUCUAUGUAAGGAGACUUAGAGCCAAACUGUUUAAGCUGUAUCAUCCCAACAAAGUAUCCUUUCAUGAACGGGGCAUGCAAUAGCUUAAGAAUUGCUAGGAUUAAAUUAAGGAAAGUAAAGCUACUCAGAGCAGCAGGUUCCACAAGCACAAACUUUACACAUUUGUACAAUUUUGAAAUGCACUACAAUAAACAAAUUAGAGCAACACAUUUGAAAUACAGGCUUCUUUACAUAAACUGAGAGGUUAUACAAAACUCAGUUUCACAAGGGAACAAUCUAUACCUUUCUAAAAGUUAAUAUUUCAAGUCUCUAAUAGGCAGAAUAUUUUACUCUUUAAAAUCCUGCCUUUCUGACCAAAAAAAAAAAAAAAAAUUCAUAUGGAUUCCAAUCCAUAGUAACAAGCACAGUUAAAACUCCUCAAUAAUCCCAUUUAUAUGAAGCAUGACACAUAAAUAAGCAGAUAAUAUUUAACCAAUGAAAAAGACUUCUACCUUCUUAUAAUUAAAAUUACACAUGUCUAAGAGGAAUUGUUUUAUCUUUUGAGUAGCUUUACCGAGUUGUAUUUAAAUUCUAAGGGCCAUUUGCUAAGCAGCAUUUAGCAUCUACUCAGGGCAGUUAUAUAGAUAAACUGCUGGACAGAAAAAUUGUAAAAUUUAGCAGCUUGAUUUUCUGUUAGCCUAUGAAAUGUUAUUGUCCUAUAAAAAUAACUUUAAACUGAUUUAAUAUUUCAUAUUUACAUUAUAUGAAAAUCAAUUACAUUAUAAAAGGAAUCCCUAAUGCAGAAACAAAGAUGCAACUUUCAAAAUUCUUAUUAUUCCUAUUUGUAUAUACACGAGAGAACCCAACCAGUGCCUGUGUUUGGGGGGAAAAGUCAACAGUGUAGUUCUAAACCUUAUCCCAAACAGAAAAUGUGGUUAAUGAUGUCACUUUCCUUGCUGGUCAUCAUUAGGCUUAAAUUAAAUGCUGAAGCUGUCAUCAAAGAGUUUACACUAAAAUCUUCAGGGCUUUAAAUAAAAGGUUAAGUCCAGCUUCCAAACACAAUUUUCCACAUUAGCAGCUCCAAUCUUCUUAAAUAAAGCUCUGUUUUCCUAUAUUUUUAUGACUGCUGAGACCCCACAGGGACCAAUAUUUGUAUUCAAAUUACAUUUCAUGGUUUCCCAUUGUUUCACAAUGAGUUCUAAUAAAUGGGAUUUACUAUAAUAAUCCAAGUAUGACAUAGCCGGUAUGCUUUCAUGAAUGUUUUUAUGUAGAUUUUCCUCCCAUGAACAUGAGUAAAUAAAUCUGUUUCCUGAAUGGAUUGUGGUUGCAUUUAAAGCUCUGUAAUAAUUCUAAUAAAUUUACUCUAUAGAGUUCUGUGUGUGGAAGGUAUAGAACAAUUGGAAGUCCAUGAAACCAUAACUAUAAUCAUAUAUUAUUCAGACAAAAUAUUGUAAUAAAAGUAGGUCCUUUCUUUCAUCAAAAACAUAUCUGAAAAUUUUCAGAUGCUUUAAUAUUAAAAGAUGACAAUGUUAUGUAUGCACAUUUUUAAGUUAGGUUGGAUAUGCAAACUGUACAAAACUAUAAAUCCAAAGAGUUUGUAAAGUUUAAACUCAAACACUGGUGGUAUAAAUAGAACUUGCACUUCUAAAUUAAGGAAGAUACCUAAAUGGUCUAGGAUGAGAUGAUAUAUUAUUUAAAGAGGGGACUAUCUCCCAAAUAACAACUUUAACACCUCAAAUAUGGGGGCUAGCUCAUUGAAAGAAGUCCAUACUUGAACUAUUAUUAUGUAUGUUCCGAUAAUUUUGUUGAAAAUACAAGUGGGAACAAAUUUCUAUUGAAGCAAACAUCUAAUUUUCAGUUAUGUCCAGAACUCUACUUUAUAAUGUUAAAUGUAGUAGUAUUUCUUAACUUUUAAAUACUUACUACUAUAGGAAUUGGUGCUGAUCAAAAUCUCUGGAGUGACUGUUAGCUGAUUAAAAUCUAUACCACUUACACAUCAUUUUUCCAUUCGUGUAAAAAACAAAAAAUCUUAACACAGUGAAUACUGCUGAGCAGAAUUUUUUCUUCUCAUUUUGCUCAAAGGACCAGAAUUUCCAUGCCCUUUAUACUCAUACUUGAAUGAGUCUUUUUAAUGUUCUCAUUUUGCUGUUUUUCCACCAAAUGUCUAUUUUCCUACUUCAUUCCCCAAGAUGUCUCACUGAGCAGGUCUGAAAAAGAAAGGUUAUUCUAAUACAAUUCCUAACAGAAAGUUGGUACAACACUGGCUAAUUCAGAAAUCGCUCCUCAGACUUAGAUUCCAAGAGUAUCAAAGAGAUUAGAUGGGAGGCUGGGCCAGGAACCCUUGUUUUAAUGUAUUUGUCCAUAAUUAACACUGGUGACCAUAUAAGGAACAAAGUAUAUCUGCACAUUUCACUGAGACAUCUACAUUGGAAAACCCAAACAAAAAGAAGCAAUUCAAAUAAAAAGACAACAUAAGAACGAAAAUAAGUUGGUCACAUUAACACUGGAAGCCAUCUUUAAGUGAGUGCUGUCAUAUUGUGUCACAGUAAUUUUUAGCCAAAUAUGGCGUUUGUAAAUUUAAACUUUCUCUCAUGGAAAGGGGGCUGGUACCUGUCAAAGUGUUAUUUUAUGCAACAAUAUAGUCACUUUUUAUUUUGGCAAUUAGAAGUAGACUCAAAGGAGAUUACAAUUUGGUUGCUGGCAGCCAUUCUGGGUUUCUUGAUUUUAGUACUCCAAAGAAUAUGGUGGUCUCAUGGAGUAGCUGACCACUAAGGAGGGGAGGAUUAAAAGGGAAUCACUUAUCAGUUUUUAGCAUAGGAUGCAUUAAGAAAUAUCAACGGAUAACUGACAUCGUUUUGUUAAGAAGUUAACUGUAUCGUAGCUCACUACUGCCAGAGCGGCAAUGGAUGUACAACGAAAGAGAUGAAAAAUACAAAAGUUAUUAAGCCACCUGAUUAAAAGAAAACCAAUAUUUAAAGGCAUUUAAUAGAUAUCAAGUAUAACUUUGAGGAGAAGAAUCAAUCUGUAUUACCAAAAAAAAAAUGUUUUGAUUUUCUGUAAGAUACAAUGAACUGGUACAUUAAAAGUCAAUUUUGUGUUACUGCAGUAUCUUUUAAUUCUUCUGAGUUGUAGAAUCUUAGCUAUUUUUCUUUGUGUCAAACUCUGUCAAUACAUUAUUUCCAAGAAAGGCAUUUAAUUCAUUCUUGUUCUGAUACAUUUGACUUCAAAUUGUAAAUACGUACAAUUUUCAUUUCCUAGUACUCUUGCAAAGUCAAAAAAAAAAAAAGAGCAUUUAUAUGGUGUCGCUAAAUCAACUAUAGUAUUAUCCCAAAAUAUAUUGACUUUUUUCUCUUUGUAUAUGACUCAAAGCAUAAUUAAUUUUGCCCACCAGUUCAGCAAUCCCAGAAAUCUAUUGUGUUGUUGAUUAGAUUAACACAUUUUAAAUGCUUUAUAACUUAAUCAUGAGUGCUGAAUUAAAAAAAGGUUUUUCUUUUCAUA